GUUUGAGGAUUGAUGGCUGAAUUGGACGAAGCAGCGUUGUUAGGUGACGGUAACGAACAACAUGAUGGUCCCAUAGACGAGAAUGCGUUGCUGGAUGGAAAAGAGCUCAAGGAAGAAGAUAUUGACGAUCUGUACGAUGAAGCGAUUGCACCCACAAAUUCAACGGAAUCAGCAAAACCUGUUUCACCAACAAUCACCACUGUGACUGCUCCAACUGCUGGAAUUGGUGCAAAACCAGCGACGUCUUCGGAAGGAAGAAAAUAUUGCUGCUACGUGGGAAACCUUCUCUGGUAUACUACAGAUGCUGAUUUAUUGAAAGCUCUUCAAUCCACCGGCCUUGCACGAUCUCAAUUCGCUGACAUGAAGUUUUUCGAGAACAGAACGAAUGGACAAAGCAAGGGAUAUGCUUUAUUGGUUUUGAAUUCUGAUGCUGCGGUAAAACAAACUAUGGAGAUUCUCCCAACUAAAACUAUCCAUGGCCAAAGUCCAACUGUUUUGUCGUACAAUAAAACGAAUCAGGCAAAGCUGGAAGAUGCGCAAGCAAAAAAUCAGACCCGUCCAGACGUCAAGAAAAAGGGUUUCGAAGAAGGAUGUGUCAAUAUGGGAACUAUUCGUAUUGGAGCUGGAGGGCAAACUGGUCGAACUGGAACAAGUGUCUCUGGUAGAUCUGGACCUCCACCUCUCAUGAUGCAGCAAGUUCGACCAACUCCUUUGAUGAGCCAACCUACAUCUCUGCCAAGCAAUCUAAAUCAAGCUCCUCAAAUGCGAUUACAAAUCAACGGACAACAAGUUCCAUUAAUGAACCGUGCUCCUGUGCCACAACAAACAAUGUUAGGAAAUGGACCAUUAGGUGGAAUGAAUCAACAAAUUCAACAACAACCUCAAAUGAUGAUGGGACAACAAGUUCGACCAAUGAUGCAAACAUCAAUGGGAAUACAACCAAUGAUGGGAAUGAAUGCACCACCUCCAAUGAAUAAUCAAUUCCAGAAUAGUUCUAGACCACCACAACUUGGUUCAAUGGGUGUUCAGCCACUUAUGCAAAUGAAUACAGCUAUGCGUCCUCCUAUCAACGGUCUUCCACCAGUCCAUGUCAAUCCACAGAUGUUCCCCGGACUUCAAGGAACAGUUUUAUCUGACGCUGAGUUCGAAGAUGUAAUGACAAGAAAUCAAACUGUAUCAUCGUCAGCUAUAGCUCGAGCAAUAACUGAUGCAUCUGUUGGAGAUAUUAAAGGAGCAUCUGAGACUAUAUUGACAGCAAUUCAAUUGAUUAAAAACAGUCGAAUUGGACAUGAUGAAAGAUGCAGACAAUUGGUUUAUGGAUUGGAACACACACUCAAAGGCCUUGAAUCAAAAGGAUAUUCGUCUCGUUCAAAAUCACAUCGUGAUCGUUCAAGAAGUCGCGAAAGAGAUCGCAAAAGAAGAAGACGCAGUCGCACUCGCUCACGCUCAUACUCGCGGUCACCAUCUCCACGCCGUCGUCGUUAUUAAAUAACACGACUUUCUUCAAAUUCAAGAUUAUUUCUAUUUUACUCUUCAAUUUUCACUUUUUCAACAAUUUGAUCCAAAAAUGUUAUAUAAUCUCUAAAUUUCAUUCUCAAUGUUCACUGGUCGAUUUCGAUUUAUUCUCACUUGCAUACGGGAUCUGCUCACUUGUACUCUAAAAUUGUCCAGCAGCAUCCACGUGGCAUCGAGUUCAAAUCGGAAUCGUCAAAAAAAAUCCCCGCAAAAUCCUCUCAACAGAAAUUUUUUCUUGAUCUGAAAUUCACAUUUUGUUUUCUAAAAUUUCCAAACAUUUUAAAUGAUUAAUUGUAAUUCGAGCACAUUCGAUGAAAAUUCAUUGAAUUUGUUGACAAUUGUGUUGUGAAUCCCGUUUCAAUUCUUCAAUAAGAAUUUAAUUGAAUACUGGCUAUCUUCCAACUCAACAAUGAUUCGUGUACACAUUUUCUCAUCAGUGCUCACUAUUGGAUUAUCUUUUAUAAACGUUGUCUUUAAAAGUUUUGUUUAAUUUAAUAAAUUGCAAAUAAGAAAU
Messenger RNA from Caenorhabditis elegans, 2029 nucleotides. RefSeq names its product RRM domain-containing protein (gene cfim-2). The coding region runs from base 13 to 1488 and encodes 491 amino acids. Lineage: Eukaryota; Metazoa; Nematoda; Chromadorea; Rhabditida; Rhabditidae. The record is from RefSeq and is marked reviewed. The transcript is spliced from 13 exons. Gene Ontology annotation, molecular function: nucleic acid binding. Gene Ontology annotation, cellular component: nucleus.